Messenger RNA from Vigna angularis (adzuki bean), 600 nucleotides. RefSeq names its product abscisic stress-ripening protein 2-like. The transcript has 2 exons. Lineage: Eukaryota; Viridiplantae; Streptophyta; Magnoliopsida; Fabales; Fabaceae. Bases 56 to 388 code for a protein of 110 amino acids. The record is from RefSeq and is a predicted model, not a curated record.
ACCCAUUUCCCUAAUCAUAUACAUUUUGGCUUUGACUUUCUAUAUAUCUAUCAUCAUGGCUGAGGAGCACCACCAUCACCUCUUCCACCACCACAAAGAGGAAGUUCCCGGUGAGGUUGAUUACAAGAAGGAGGAGAAGCAUCACAAGCAUCUUGAACACCUUGGAGAACUUGGAACUGCUGCAGCUGGUGCUUAUGCCUUGCAUGAGAAGCACGAGGCAAAGAAAGACCCAGAACAUGCUCACAGGCACAAGGUAGAAGAGGAGAUUGCAGCUGCUGCUGCGGUUGGUGCUGGUGGUUUUGUGUUCCAUGAACACCAUGAGAAAAAGGAAGACAAGAAAGAAGAUGAGGAAGCUCAUGGAAAGAAGCACCAUCAUCUCUUUGGCUGAAUCGACAUCAACAUGAUAACAAUAUUCAAGCUCAGAAUAUCAUCAGUGUGUCUGUUUUAUUUUAUAUUCUGCAGUGCCUAAAAAUAAUUUCUGAGCAUGUUUGAAGAGUGUUUUAUUAGUUAUACUUUAUGUAUCUACUAUCAUAUGCUAUAAUAAUGUACAUGUGCAUUAUAUUGGCUAUAUUAAUAACAUAGUCGAGUGAUUUUAAAUUA